GAAAGCUAAAAAUGGGGAAAUAGCAAUGUUGUGAAUUUUGGAAGAUUUUAAAUGAUGAAUUUGCCGGCAGCUCUUGCUCUGUGUGCAGUAAUUUUUGACUUUACUCUGUCACAAGUGCCCAGUGAUAAGAACGGAGUAUGUCAGUGUCCCGAGCACCUGUUUACCUGUGGUAACUGUGUUUGUAUCCCUCAUCACUGGGUCUGUGACAAAGACGACGACUGCGGCAACCACAGGGACGAGGAUUCUUGUGGUUUGGCUCCAUCUUGCCCAGAAGAUUAUUUCACCUGCCAAAAUCAUCGUUGCGUGAAGACUGAGUGGAUAUGUGAUGGUGAUAAUGACUGUGCAGACAACAGCGAUGAGAUAGGUUGUGACAAACCUGAUGCACAGAAUUGUACCAGCCAAGAUUUCCAGUGUAACAAUGGAAAAUGUAUUCCAGAGAAGUGGAAAUGUGAUCAUGACGAUGACUGCGGGGAUGGAUCAGAUGAAAUAUGUGCAGGUUCUUCAGCAACGUGUGGACCUAACCAGUUCCAGUGUGGAGAUGGUAUGUGUAUCCACAAGGGCUGGCAGUGUGACAAAGAUGUGGACUGUUCCAAUGGAGAGGACGAACAGGAUUGUUAUGCUGAUCAACUGUUCUGCAGUAGGCAUGAGUUUCAAUGUUUACAUUCCAAAAAAUGCAUUCCAAUGAAACUACGUUGUGAUAUGAAGAAUGACUGUGGGAACUGGGAAGAUGAGAUGGAUUGUGGUGUUUCAGAAGAACAGUGUGGCAUCUAUGAGUUUACUUGUAAGAAUGGCAGUUGUAUUGACAGAGAAUGGGUCUGUGAUGGUGAUGUAGAUUGUGAAGACAAGUCAGAUGAGACAAACUGCACAUUACCAUUGUGUAGCAGUGGACAGUUUACCUGUGACACUGGAUCUUGUGUUGCUGAGACUAAGAGAUGUAAUGGGAAUUAUGACUGCCCUGACAACAGUGAUGAAAGAAACUGCACAUAUAAUGACACCAAAUGUACUGGACUGGCCUCAUUCCAAUGCAACAAUGGAAAAUGUAUCAGCAUACAAAGAGAGUGUAAUGGUGUGGACGACUGCGGAGACCGAACAGAUGAGAUUGGGUGUGUUGAGGAGGAUGUGUUGGUGUUUGCUAGGAGACAGUCUGUCCAUAUGAUGUCACUGUCAAGCUUCGAGUACCACACCAUUCCUAUACUAGACAUUAAACACUCCAUUGCAGUGGACUUUGAUUCUGUCGACAGACAAAUAUUCUGGUCAGACAAUGAACAAACAACCAUCAGCAAAGUUUACCUGGAUGGCUUAGGACAAAAAAUUGUGAGCACAGGGAUUGCUCACCCAGAUGGUAUAGCAGUUGAUACAGUGAAUCGUAAACUGUAUUGGACAGAUACAGGGAAGGACACAAUAGAAAUGUCAGAUUUAGAUGGAAAUCAGAGGAAAACUAUUGUUGUGGACCAUUUAGAUGAACCAAGAGACAUUGCUGUGGACUCGAAGAAUAAGAAGAUUUACUGGUCAGAUUGGGGGAAGGCUGCCAAAAUAGAGAAAGCUAACCUGGAUGGCUCAGAAAGGGUAGUGCUGGUAAACACUUCACUGGGUUGGCCGAAUGGAAUCGCACUGGAUAUAGAGAGUGGCACAAUUUACUGGGGAGACGCCGAGCUGAACAGAAUUGAGAUGGCCAAUAUGGAUGGGUCUAACAGGAGUAUUUUCAUGAGUACUGAUGUACCGCACAUAUUUGGACUUAGUUUACUAGGGAACUACUUGUAUUGGACUGACUGGCAGAAGCGAGUGAUUGAGAGAGUAAACAAAAACUUUAAAUAUGACCGUGAGAUUCUGUUGACAAGUGUAGACGAUCUGAUGGACCUCAAGGCUUUCACUGUCAAAAAGAAGAUAAAUCCAUGCAAAUCCACCCAGUUUAAGUGUCAGUCUGGUCAGUGUAUUGAUAAAAGCCAGAGAUGUGAUGGUGCUAUGCAGUGUGUGGACCACACAGAUGAAGUGGGCUGCAGUUACACCAAGCUUAGGGUCUGCAGUAUAGAUCAGUUCCACUGCUCUAAUGGUCAGUGUAUCGGGAAUCAGAAGAAAUGUGAUGAUGUCGACGACUGUGGUGACAACUCCGAUGAAAGCGGAUGCAAUACACUUGGAGAAUCCUCCUGUAACCUGGGCAAUGGAGGAUGUGAUCACAUUUGUCAAAUCAAGCAGAUGGCAGUUCAUUGCUCCUGCCACAGUGGGUACCAGCUGCUGGGAGACUGGAGGGGGUGCCAGGAUAUUGACGAGUGUCAGUGGGAGGGAACCUGCAGUCAGAGAUGUACCAACACCCAAGGGUCGUAUCACUGUUCCUGUGUGCCGGGCUACCAGUUAAAGGCUGAUAGCAGGGGUUGUAAAGCUGAAGGUGGGAAAGCUUACUUAAUUUUUGCCAACAGAGUUGACAUACGGAGAGUACUGACUGACAAUGCUGAACACGACUCCAUACUGCAGGGUUUACAGAAUGCCAUAGCCCUUGAUUUCCACCUCACAGAGGGUUAUGUGUACUGGUCUGAUGUAGCUUUGGACAAGAUCAUGAGAGCUUUCAUCAAUGGCUCAAAACCAGAAGCAGUGGUGGAGUAUGGUCUCAAGAGUCCAGGUGGUCUGGCAUUAGAUUGGAUCCAUAAUAAGCUUUUCUGGACUGACUCUGGAACCUCUGUUAUUGAGGUCAUGGAUCUUGGUCCUAACAAGUAUCGCAAAGUACUUAUUUGGAAUGACAUGCAGAAACCCAGAGCCAUUGUUGUUCAUCCUAGGCUUGGGGUAAUAUUUUGGACUGAUUGGGGACACACACCUAAGAUAGAGAGGAGUUAUAUGGAUGGAAGUGGACGUGGGGUGAUUGCCAAUACCUCGCUGUUCUGGCCGAAUGGACUGACACUGGACUACACCACAGACAAACUGUACUGGGCUGAUGCCAAGCACCAUGUCAUAGAGUGUUCCAACCUAGACGGCUCUUCCAGAAGAACUGUUAUAAAUUCAGGCUUACCCCAUCCAUUCGCUCUAACCCUGUUUGAGGAUGAGUUAUAUUGGACAGACUGGCACACCAAGAGUAUUAACAAAGCUAACAAGUUCACUGGAAAUGAUGUAGAAACGGUUCAUAACAGACUUCAUUUUCCUAUGGACAUACACAGCUUUCAUCCUCAGAGACAGCCAGAAUCUCCUAACAGAUGUGGCCAGAUUAAUGGUGGCUGUAGUCACUUAUGCUUACCUAGUGUUGUAGGAUUUACUUGUGCUUGUCCCUCGGGUCAGCACCUAUUGGCCAACAAACGCAACUGCACCAAAGAUAUGGCCACUUUCUUGCUGUACUCGACAUCUACGGAAAUUCGCAAAAUCAACAUGGACCCAGCAGCAGGUGUUGACCGCUCCGAUUCAAUCAUUCCCCUGUCAAAGAUUGGACAUGUGAUUGGUCUAGACUUUGAUGCUGAAGAGGAAUUUGUGUAUUACACAGAUACAAGUCAAAAGACAAUCAGUCGUGCCAAAUGGGAUGGAACUAGAGAACAGGUUCUAGUGGACACUAGGUUGAUAGUCCCAGCAGGCAUUGCAGUUGACUGGGUGGGAAGGAAACUUUAUUGGACAGAUGCUGAACUGGACAUCAUUGAAGUGGCUAACUUGAAUGGAAGUGUGCGAACUGUCCUUGUGUGGAAAGGGAUGGAUCAACCCAGAGACAUUAUUGUUGACCCAGAAACGGGAUAUUUGUAUUGGACUGACUGGGGUAAAAAACCAAAGAUUGAAAAAAUAGGCAUGGACGGCAAAGGAAGAAAAGCUAUUAUAAAAUCAAAUCUGAAGUGGCCCAAUGGAUUGGCCUUGGACAUUGAAGAAGAGAAGCUUUACUGGACAGAUGCAGGAACCAGUGUGAUAGAGUGCUCUAAUUUAGAUGGUAGUGGCAGGAAGAUGGUAAUCUCUGUCGAUGUACAGAGUCCCUUUGGGCUGACGGUGUAUAAGAACAUGUUGUACUGGACCGAUCGUGGAGACAAGGGACUUCACUCUGCUGACAAAUCCAAUGGCUCCGACAUGAAGACACUGAAAAUGAAUUAUGCUGACAUCUGGGAUGUGAGAAUGUUUCAUAAGAACAGACCACAAGUCCAUACAGGAUGUGGCACCAUGAAUGGCGGCUGUAGUCAUUUAUGCCUGAUCGCUCCGCUACCCCGAGGCCAUUCCUGUGCCUGUCCCACGGGGAUACUGCUGAGGAAGGAUAACAGAACAUGCAAUACACAUAUGACCAAUUUCCUGAUCUUUGCACGUAGAACUGACAUUAGGAAAGUGUCCUUAGACGUUGAGUAUUUUGCUGAUGUAGUGAUGCCAAUAAAACAGCUGAGGAAUGUUAUUGCUCUAGAUGUGGACAUUGUUAAAAGAAAAGUUUACUGGACAGAUACAGUGUUAGACAAGAUAAUGAGAGCUAACUUAGAUGGAUCACAGGUAGAGGAAAUCAUCAGUAAUGGAUUAGAUACACCUGACGGACUGGCUGUCGACUCUGUUGGACAAAAAAUCUACUGGACAGACACUGGACUGAACCGCAUAGAGGUGGCAGAGGCAGAUGGGAGCAAUCGAAAAGUCUUGUUCUGGGAAAAUUUGGAUAAGCCCCGAGCUAUUGUGCUUGUGUAUGAACUAGGGUACUUAUAUUUCACUGACUGGGGGAUAAACCCUCGUAUUGAGAGAGCCUGGAUGGAUGGACAGAACAGAAAAGUCCUGAUUGACCAUGAUCUAGGCUGGCCUAAUGGACUGGUCAUUGAUAAACUGACCAGCAGAAUUAUAUGGGCUGAUGCCAGAAUGGAGGUGAUAGGAUCUGCAGACCUGAAUGGCGGCAACAGAAGACUUUUGGUCAAGGGGGUCAAACAUCCGUAUGGCCUAACUGUCUUUGGAAAUUACAUUUACUGGACAGACUGGCAGAAAAUCUCAAUCCUAAAGGCAGACAAAUACACAGGAAAUGACGUAGUCACACUCCGUUACAACUUAUCAGGGCUAAUGGACAUACAUGCUGUACAGCUGGACACAGGGGAUUUAGAGAAGAUGAACAAAUGUCAGAAAAAGAAUGGAGGCUGUAGUCACUUGUGUCUUCCUAACCCCUCAGGAUAUUCCUGUGUGUGUCCCACAGGACUGAAACUACUGGAGGAUGGCAAGCAGUGUCAGAAAGUUCCGCAGAAGUUUCUGUUGUUCGCCAGUAGAGGAAGCGUGCGUCGGAUUUCUUUUGAUACGAAUGACACGACUGACGUUUACUUACCCCUCAAGGAUCUGCAUAAUGUUAUAGCUUUAGAUUACGAUAACAGGGAGAAAAAGAUAUUCUACACAGAUGUUCACCAAGAUGUCAUCAAACGAGCAAACUUUGAUGGUAGCCAGUCUGAAGUAAUAGUUUCAUCAAAUUUGGAGACUACAGAUGGCCUGGCUGUAGACUGGAUAGGCAGAAAUCUGUACUGGACAGACACAGGUCGUGACAGGAUAGAAGUUGCUUGGUUGGAUGGGAGAAACAGAAAAACUAUUAUUAAUGAAAAGCUAGAUGAACCAAGGGCCAUAACUCUGUACCCCAAUAAAGGAUGGAUGUUCUGGACAGACUGGGGACACAAACCAAAGAUUGAGAAAGCUUUUAUGGAUGGAACACAUCGCAAAGUCAUAGUUAACACUGGUCUAGGAUAUCCCAAUGGACUAUCCAUUGAUUAUACAAUGCAACGACUUUACUGGGUAGACGCCAAAUUAGAUAAAAUCGAAACUUCAGAUUUUAAUGGUCACAACAGAGUUCCAUUGAUCAGCAAUGUUAUUCAUCCAUUUGGUUUGGCUGUGUAUGACCAGUACAUCUACUGGACUGAUUGGCAGACAGAGCAGAUAGAGAGAGCCAGCAAAAUGACAGGGUCAGACAGGACAGUCAUCUCAAAGAACCUCGAGGGACUGAUGGACAUCGAGUUUGUGGCCCCAGACAGGCAGAAGGGCAAAAAUGGGUGUUAUUUAAGGAACGGUGGCUGUUCUCACUUGUGUCUGGCCAGAGGUGAUGGAUUUCGGUGUGCCUGUCCGGACAAACAAGACCCGAAAUGGCCUUGUGUCACAGUGCCCUAUAAAGGUGAAACAAUAAAAAAGAACAGCAUUCAUGAAAAUGCAGAGGGCUGCAGUGCUGAGGAUUUUGCCAGGGGUCUAUGUAAAACCCCUCCCCCUGCUAUACCUAGCUCUGGAGAACGUCCAGAAACCAAGAAGGUCAUGAUUGGUUUAGGAAUUGGAAUUGUGGUCUUGGCUGUACUUAUUAUUGUUGUAGUCAUCAAAGUCAAACACAGGAAGAAGAAGAGGCAGACAUACAGGGUAGAGAAUGAUGAAUUGUCAUCCCUGACCUUUGCUAACCCCACCUACCAAAAAACUAGUACAGAGACUAUCAACAUAGAUAAAAAUUCCUUAUCUGGGUCACAAGAGUGGAAAAUAUUUAAAUAUAAUAAAAAGAAGGAGAAAGUGUCCUUUGUGUUACCCACCAAAGAUAAAAGUAUAGUUAACUCAGAGAAGGCGGCCCUAGUUACACAGGUGGACACCCACACGGCCAGCCACACACACCACUGUCCCGAGAGAGUGGUCAACAAAAAGAUUUUUAAACCCAAAACUGUCAAAGAUGUGAACAAAUCCAAACACAGUGUUCCAUAUAAACAGGUGGAUACAUAGUAUCAAUGUCUCGUGUUUACAUCAUAUAGACAAUUUACAACGGGUGUAGACAGUUGCUUCAUCAUUAAAUGGAGUCUGUUUUGGCAUUACAGAGCUUCCAUGCAUGUUAAAUCAUUUCACUGAAUGUGACACAAAGCACAAUAUGUGAACAUUUUCAGUUCCACUGGAGUUAUUGCACAAAUACAUGUACUUGUGUUUUUAAGUCAUGUUAUCAUUGCUGUUUACCAUAUGGUCCCCAGGUGUAUUUGUUUUUAAUGAAAAGUCCCAGGUGUUGUUGACCUGCUGAAAUCCACAUUAAAUGGGGAUUUGCUCAUUGUGAAGUGUCAAAUUUGGGACAAACCUUCUCUUGUGAUCUAAAUUUGGUGCUACAAUUAAUAUGAAAAUUUGUGUAUUUAAUGUUUUUAAGUAUGAAGGCUCAGGCAGCUUUAGACAUUUUUGAAGCCGUAUCAUACGAUAUAUGUAUCUGAUAUUUUAAUUCUUGUUUAAAUGAUCUGUUGACUUGUUAAUGUACUGCUAGUUGUAGUAUUAAGAGUAUUGUGUUAUAGUUAACUAAAGGUUGAUAUUGCCAUGAACUUUGUCAUAUUUUGAUGUAUUGCAAUACUUUAUGGCUUUAUUGAGAUAACAUUGCAAUAUAUUGUACUAAUUUUUUUUUUUUUUUUUUAUACAAUAGGACUCUUUUAGGAAGUACUUAGAUUUGUAAGAUACAUGUAAUAUGGGUAAAUUUUAUUAAUUUUUUUAU
This is a messenger RNA of Saccostrea echinata, 7378 nucleotides long. Its product is annotated as low-density lipoprotein receptor-related protein 4-like. The transcript is spliced from 43 exons. Lineage: Eukaryota; Metazoa; Mollusca; Bivalvia; Ostreida; Ostreidae. Gene Ontology annotation, molecular function: calcium ion binding; protein binding. The record is from RefSeq and is a predicted model, not a curated record. Bases 52 to 6639 code for a protein of 2195 amino acids.